AUGAGGUGUUGCUGUAUCGCGGGACACACAGCUCCCAAACUUCACAUGGACACCCCUUCGAAUUCACCGUCGAAAUUCACACAGGACAAUUUGAGAAACUAUGGUAGGCCGUUCAUUCUUCCUCCGAAGAAACGAACUCCAGCUGGUCCUCCGCCCAAGAAGAAGCCCAGAGUCAAGCUAGCUCAAAACCUCAGUCUCACUGCGGAGGAGGAAAAAGAAGUGCGUGCUGCCUUUGGAUACUUCACAGAUCCUGAAGAAUUAGGGAACGAUGUGAUUUUAUCCAAAAACCUGAAAAAGGUCUUUAGCGCGUUGGGCUUCAGUCUUUCUACUGGUGAAGUCAGAGAUAUUCUAAAGUCAAUAGACCCAGAUGAUGAAGGGUUUAUCACAUAUGAGCUAUUCCUUGAGGUUGCAGCAAUGAAGAUCAAGGAUCGUGAUAAGAAAGAAGAAGUGGAAAAAGCGUUCUCACUAUUCACUGGCGGUGACGACGAAGGUCCCAUUACUCUACAGCAUUUGAGGAAAGUCGCGAAGGUCCUCAAUGAAAACGUAAGCGACGAUACAUUGAGGGAGAUGUUAAGAGAGGCAUCAGCCAGCGGUGGAAUGGAUGUCGACAAGAGGGACUUCGAAGAUGUCAUGAGGAGGGCCGGUAUCUUAUGA
Orbilia oligospora ATCC 24927 is the source of this 654-nucleotide messenger RNA. RefSeq lists its product as uncharacterized. The transcript is spliced from 4 exons. Lineage: Eukaryota; Fungi; Ascomycota; Orbiliomycetes; Orbiliales; Orbiliaceae. Gene Ontology annotation, cellular component: mitotic spindle pole body; half bridge of spindle pole body. Gene Ontology annotation, molecular function: calcium ion binding; microtubule binding. Gene Ontology annotation, biological process: spindle pole body duplication. The record is from RefSeq and is a predicted model, not a curated record. The coding region runs from base 1 to 654 and encodes 217 amino acids.